AUGCAUUAUGAGAAGAGGUUCUUGUGUCCUGGUCCAGGUGUGUUUCAGUGUAUGUUGACAAAGCUGAUAUUUACUAUGGAUCGGGAGGGGGAGUUGUUAUACAAGACUGUCCAAUGGGAUUACAGCCUUAUUCAGUCAGCUGGAAAGAGACCUGCAGGUCCGCUGUUUGACAUCAAGUGUUCAGAGGAAGCUGUCUCUAAGCUGCACCUCCAACACUGUGAAAAAAAUCCUGCAUUGCUCUCUGACGUCCUGUCUGUUGUUCACAUCACUGAUAAUGGAAUGAGCUUCCUUGAGCCUCUGGAGAUUACAGACACUCAUGUGGUUGUGGAUGUAUCUCACCUCUCAGCCUGGGGUUUGGUAUGGGAUAUCAAAAGGUUUUUCAGCCCAGAUCCAAAACCAAUAUGUGGUCAAGUUCUGAUGUUUUACCGACCAACGUACAAGGGGCAACGUCCAAAACUCAACGUGUUUCUACUGGCAGAAAACGUGCCAGUGCAGGAGGUGAAGGAACAACAAGAAAAUGUUGAGUACAUUGAUGUCCCUUCCUCCUGUGACCUCAUUGAAGGCCAAACCUACAGUCUGCUAUGUUCUGAGGUUUAUAAAGUGCAGCCUCCGCACGCACGAUUUAACUUAAAGUAUGGACCAAAUUACCACAAAACUUUUGAGAUUCGACUGACUCCGAGCACAGAUGACGUGACUGUGACAGUCCAAGACCAAGAGAAGAAACAAGUCUGGGAGUAUGAUGUUGAACUACCUGGUAAAGAAGUUUCAUCAUCAGCCACCAGCUCAUCUGCUGUGUCAUCCCAGUCCGCAGCCUUUCUGCAGUCUCCAGCUAUAGGAGGUUCUUACCCAAGGACAAGGAAUCUACAAAGUACUCCUACAAAGAGUCUUCCAGGGGAUGAAAAGACAAAACUGUUGUCUGUUCGGAAAAAGUUUAUUGAGAGAGUGUCCGAUCCUAUUCUGAAAACCCUGAUGGAUGCACUUCUACAAUACAGGGUUAUCAACAGCGGGGAAAUUGAUUCAAUCAAAGGACUGUCCAGGGCAGACAAAGCACGAGAGCUGAUUGACAUGGACUGGUAA
Messenger RNA from Scomber japonicus (chub mackerel), 1077 nucleotides. RefSeq lists its product as uncharacterized. The transcript has 8 exons. Gene Ontology annotation, biological process: regulation of apoptotic process. Bases 1 to 1077 code for a protein of 358 amino acids. NCBI's taxonomy places the organism in Eukaryota, Metazoa, Chordata, Actinopteri, Scombriformes, Scombridae. The record is from RefSeq and is a predicted model, not a curated record.